AUGACAAUUAUUUCUGAAAGGCUAUGGUCCAAGGCCAUUUCUGCUGGUGGUAAGUGCGGUCUCCAGAACAAGAGAGAACACACAGCUCUUCCUAAAAUUGAAGGUGUUCAUGCUCGAGAUGAAACUGAACUCUACCUAGGCAAGAGAUGGGCUUAUAUGUACAAAGCAAAGCGCGACACGGUGACUGUUGGUGGCAAACUGAACAAAACCAGAACAAUCUGGGGAAAAGUAACUCAUGCUCAUGGAAACAGUGGCAUGGUCCCUGCUGAAUUCCAAAGCAAUCUCCCUCCUAAAGCCAUUGGCCACAGAGUCCAUGUGAUGCUACACCCCUCAAGGAUUUAA
Molecule: messenger RNA, 342 nt
Organism: Lontra canadensis (Northern American river otter)
Lineage: Eukaryota; Metazoa; Chordata; Mammalia; Carnivora; Mustelidae
Product: 60S ribosomal protein L35a-like
Exons: 1
Coding region: 1-342 (113 amino acids)
Biological process (GO): ribosomal large subunit biogenesis; cytoplasmic translation
Cellular component (GO): cytosolic large ribosomal subunit; ribosome
Molecular function (GO): structural constituent of ribosome
Source: RefSeq, a predicted model, not a curated record